AUGACCCCUGAACAGGACUUCGUGCCGGCGGGGUGGAACGCCGCCACCUGCGGCUCCUCCUUUCCCUCCUACGAGACUCCCCCCUCCCGGAGCUUCUGGAAGGCGGGUUCCUACCACCCAGCUGGCGGCGCCGCCGCCUCCCGCUCGCCGGAGCAAGACCCCGAGGAGCCCUCCGCUCUCAGCCGCGCCCGCGUCCACCCCAAGUUCCUCCACUCCAACGCCACCUCCCACCGGUGGGCGUUCGGGGCGGUCGCCGAGCUCGUGGACAACGCCGUCGACGAGAUCCCCCGUAGGGCGACCUUCGUCAAGCUCGACCGUCUCCGGAACCCUAGAAAUGGCUCCGACGCCCUCCUCUUCCUCGACGACGGCGGCGGGAUGGACCCCGCCGGCCUCCGCCGCUGCAUGAGCCUCGGCUUCUCCGCCAAGCCCGCCGGCGGCGGCACCACCAGCAUCGGCCAGUACGGCAACGGCUUCAAGACCAGCACCAUGCGGCUCGGCGCCGACGUCGUCGUCUUCACCCGCUCCGGCUCCGACGUCGGCGGGGGAUCGGCCACCACCACCCAGAGCGUCGGCCUGCUCUCCUACACCUUCCUGACGAGGACCCAGAAGGACGACAUCGUCGUCCCCGUCGUCGACUUCCAGGUAACGGCCGGCGAGGUUUCGGCGCCGCUCACCGGCGCCGCCUCGCCGGCGGACUGGAAAGAGAACCUCCAGACGAUCCUCGACUGGUCGCCCUUCUCCUCGCAGGAGGCCCUCAUGGAGCAGUUCGCAGAGAUCGGCUCACGCGGGACGAAGGUCCUCGUCUUCAACCUCUGGCUCGACGACGACGGCCUGCCGGAGCUCGACUUCGGCGAGGAAGACGACGACGACGACAUCAAGCUCCGGCGAGAGCUCUCCACGCCGGCGGCGAACUCCUCCAAGAUCAAGACGGAGAUCAUCAACUCCCACAUCUCCCACACCUUCCGUUUCUCCCUGCGGGCGUACCUCUCCAUCCUCUACCUGAGGGAGUUCUCCACCUUCUCCAUCUUCCUCAGGGGGAGGCCAGUCCGGCAGCUGCGGAUCACCGACGAGCUCAAGUUCGCCAGGAGGAUCACCUACAGGCCCAGCCUCCCGGCGGUGCCGUCGGUGGAGAUGACCAUCGGCUUCGCAAAGGAGGCCCCCCUGCUGGGGAUGUACGGGGUCAACGUCUACCACCGGAAUCGCCUGGUUCUGCCAUUCUGGAAGCUCUUCCACGACGGUAGCAGCAAGGGCAGGUGCGUGAUCGGAGUUGUGGAGGCAGAUUUCAUGGCACCUGCCCAUGACAAGCAGGACUUCGAGAGGUCGCCGGUGUUCUUCCGGCUGGAGGGGAGGCUCAAGCAGGCCAUCGCCGAGUUCUGGAGGAGCCACUGCCAUCUCCUCGGCUACCAGUCCGGCCUCCAGAGUGUGGCCAGCGACGGGGGAAGCUCCGGCGAGGACAGAACGCCUGCUGAUAGUGGCGCCGAGGAUUCUGCCGUCGUCGACCGGCUAAGGGAGGAGAACCUACAGCUCUUUGUCAGGCGGACUGAGCUUAGGCGCAGGGAGGAGGAGCUGAAGAAGACGAUUAACCAGCUGGAGGCGGAGCUUGCCCUCACCCGCCAGGAAAGCUCUAGACUCUCUUCAGACAUUGAAUCUUGCCACAAGCGAUAG
Messenger RNA from Spirodela intermedia, 1665 nucleotides. The record is from the annotation of a GenBank genome assembly. Lineage: Eukaryota; Viridiplantae; Streptophyta; Magnoliopsida; Alismatales; Araceae.